Messenger RNA from Vanessa atalanta (red admiral), 2003 nucleotides. Its product is annotated as leucine-rich repeat-containing protein 24-like. The coding region runs from base 152 to 1900 and encodes 582 amino acids. Gene Ontology annotation, molecular function: protein binding. NCBI's taxonomy places the organism in Eukaryota, Metazoa, Arthropoda, Insecta, Lepidoptera, Nymphalidae. The record is from RefSeq and is a predicted model, not a curated record. The transcript has 2 exons.
CAGUCGAUUGAUCGAGCGACCGGUCGGGCAACGCGUCCGAGUAAUUGUUUCCGUUCGUGGUUUUUUUGUGAAACUAAAAUGUUUAGUUAACUUGUGCUUUGUGGAUUGUGAAUGGGAUGAAAGAGUAAAACAACCCCGAAUCUGAUAUGAAAUGGGCAUUCGUGCACUGUUGUGCGCAAUCCUGAUCGUUCUCAUCAGACCUUCAGGAAGCGACUGGCUAAGUUGCGGCCACAUCAGAGAAUGUCACUGCAAAUGGUCCUCCGGCAAGAAAACUGCAUCAUGCAUAACAUCAGGUCUGACCCAGAUACCUCGAUUAGCAACAGAUAUACAAGUUUUAGAUUUACACGGGAACCCUUUAAACGAACUCCAGGAAGAUGCUUUUGCAAGCAUAGAACUACUAAACUUACAACGACUGAACCUCAGCUCUACAAAUCUACGCUACUUGCAUCAAAACGCCUUCAACGAACUUCGCAUUUUGAUAGAAUUAGAUCUUUCAAGGAACUUCCUCACAGAACUUUCACCUAACACUUUCAAAGGAAACGAACGUUUGAGGCUUUUAGUCCUUAACGACAACCCUUUAAGUAAAUUAGUCGCACAGCAAUUCCCACCCUUACAACAUUUAAAGAAACUAGAACUUUCGAGAUGCCGACUCCGCAAAGUUCACCCUUUUGCCUUUGUGAAUUUGCGGGCGCUAGAAACUGUCCAAGUACAUCAAAAUUUACUUUCAUAUUUACACCAGGAUACAUUCAACCUACCUGUGUUAAAAACUUUAACGCUCUCCGACAACCCAUGGUACUGCGAUUGUAGGUUAAGAAAAUUUCACGAAUGGUUUCUAAAUAGCAAUCUUGGAAACGAAGAAGUUUUUUGCGCUGGUCCAGAGAAUAAAGCACAUUUAUCAUGGUUGGAUAUAAAAGACGAAGAUAUGGUAUGCCCCCCCUCAGUCAUAACAAGUCCAUCCGUGAUCAGAACUGAAACGGGAGCCGACAUUGCCUUUGGGUGCUUUGUCCGAGGUGAUCCUACACCAAGUGUCACGUGGUCUUUCCGUCACAUGGUAAUUACAAAUAAGACUAAUAGUGAUAGUGAAAUUUUUGUUUUUAAUUAUUCUAUAGAACACUUUAAUGAGGAUCUUAAUGACUUUAUAAAUAAAAGCGCACAGUGGUUUAACGUGACAGUAAGUAAUGUUACGAGUGAUUUAGCAGGAGAAUGGCGCUGUAACGCUAAAAGUUCAGCGGGGGAAUCUAGUGCUUAUCUUACCUUAUUCUUACCUAAGGCAAGAACUGCUACUGCGAGAAGUGCGCCAGAUUACUCCAAAUUUUUUAUAGCUAUCGGAGCUGUAUUCGCUAUGGCGAGUACAGGAUUCAUAGCGGCCUGCGUUUGUUGGAAAAUAAGGCGUCGACAUGUUCCUCCAAGCAGGAGUUUUACAGAUCAAGAGAAAAAAUUACUGGAUACCUCGUUGGCUGUCAGCUGCGAUAGAACAAGUGUUGAAAUGGGAUCGUCGUAUGGCUUCGAAAUGUUUGACAGAUCAAUGUCAAUGGAAAGUGAAGAUACUCAGAGAUGUAUGGAACCGGUUCAAAUAACAAUCGAAGGACCAUCUGGCUCAUUUCCUCCACCACCAGCUGAAUUUUCAAUACCAGCACCUUAUGGUAAUAUUUUUAUAUCAGUGCAGGUAACAGGACAUAAUGAAGAAUACCCGGAUCUGUUAGGUGGCGGCGCAACUUUACCGAGACGAAGUAGGACUUGUUUUUUGAAAUCAGCGUAUGAUAAUAUGGGACCUAGAGUGACGGCUGCUGGUAGCUCAACUUGGUCAUUGCCUGGAGCGAAGGCUGACUCAAAAUCGAAUAAGGAAACCACAGCAAUAGCACCACUGUCUACUUUUUCAACUGAAUUUACUGCUCUGUAAGCUUUAAACUUUUUUAUAAUAUCCGUAGUAUAGAUACGUGGAUGAUUUUUCCAUCAUGAUUGUUAUUUAAAAAUAUUGUAUUUAUAGACAAUUUCAAUAGAAU